AUUUCAUUUAUGAAAAAUCGUUGAUCAGUAUAAGACGUGUUAACAAUUGCAGCGGAGAUUUUUGCGUCUGUAUAUAAAAAGUUCAUUUUUUUCUUACGUUUUGAAAGGUUCGGACGAUGAAGUACCUAAUUGUUUUGGCGCUUUGCCUGUGGCCUGUUUUUGCAGAUGAUUUGCAUCAUAGGGCUGAUUUUCAUCAAUUACAUUACAGUCAGCAUCAGCAAAGUGUAGAGGAGGCAAAGAAAAAAGUAUCCAAUAUUCUGGACGGGCACCAGUCCUCCUUUGAAGAAGUGGAUCGCUAUGGUAACGUUGGUGUCGGUACUGUUGGUUUUAGUAGUUCUGGGUUGACAGGUAGCAGUGGCUUGACAGGUAGGGGCGGAUUGGCACGUAGUGCCGGUUUCGGUUCGUCAGCCGAUUCUAAAUUUGGCUCAAGUCAUUCGGCUAAUUUUGCUGCUUCUUCAUCGUUUGCUUCGAAAGCAAAUUAUGCCGGCGGUUCAUCCCAUGGUUCUUCCUUGGGAGCUCUUACAUCUAGUAAUGCUGCAGUUAAUUCUGAUGUUCAAAGAAUUGUUCCCGAAUUGACAAUUUCUGGUAGCGAUCUUGGAGGAUAUGAAAGUUAUUUACGUCGUGACGAUGUUCAAGUAGCCUCCCCGUUAGUAUAUACGUCACCGUCAUUUGGUUCAGAACGAUAUUAUCAUCAAGAAGAACGCCGUACAUCAAAUGCUGCCACACCCUUAGUUUAUACUGCUCCCGCUGUAGGUUCCGAAAAAUUUGUUCACCAUACUGAGCGGCGUCUGCAACAACAAACUUCUGUUCCUGUUAUACAAUUUCCGCCUUCUAGCAGCGGGUCAGAAAAUUACGUACACCAAGCAGAACAGCGAGCUCAAAAUCAAGCCGUUCCAGUUCUUCGAUACACCGCUGCUCCUGUCGCACUUGACUCCGAUAGGUUUAUGCAUUUUCAAGAAAGCCGUUUGCAAACCCAACCUGUGCCUGCCAUUCAUUACGCUGCCCCGUCUAGCGGCUCUGAACGAUACGUAGUCGUGAAAGAAGAACGUCUGCAACAAGCUCCUCUUCCAUUGGUGCCCAAUCCUUCCGGUGGUCAUGAGUCGUACGUGAAAUACAAAAAAAUAACAAGCUCGGCAACUCAGCCUCAAGUGUUGGCAACGCCUUUAUCAUCGUCUUAUAACCAGCAAACUUCUUCUAGCGCCACCGCCGGUUCUUUAGCGUCGAGCAACCUUUUGGGUACUUCAACAGUUCAUUUCGAUAGUAAUCUUGGCGCAGUUGCAACUCCCUACAGUGCUCCCUCAAGUACUUUCGGUUCAUCUACCCGAGCUACCGGGUCAUCCAAUGCGCUCUUUAACCGCGUUAGCGGUUCAUCUAACGUAGACACUUCUUCCGGGUUCAGCACCGGCUUAAGCAGUGCGAGUUCGGAUGCAGGCACCUUUUCUAGUCAAUCUAGAUUUAGCUCAAAUUCCGGUUCCGAAUCUACUUUGAACUCUAAAUUCGGCUCUAGUUUCGGUGCUGAUUCUUCGUUAGGUGGAAAUUCCAACUUCUUAGCCUCUUCUAACGGUUUACACAACUACAUGCAAGAAGCUGAACGUUUGGCGAAAUUGCAGGUUCAAGGUUUAAACGUCGGUGGUGCAAGGACCGGUGGCAGUCAGUUGGCUGCUAAUUUAGAAAGUACGAAUGCUGUUGGUGGUCUUGGCGGUUUAAAUACUUUCGGUGGUGCAGGCAGCGGGGGUUAUAAAACAAAGUCUUGGGAAAAGAGUUCUAAAUGGUCUUCACAGUCUGAGUUCGGCUCAGAUGGUCAAGUGAAAAAUUAUAAAGAGCUUUCGACUGGUGAAAGUGAACAAUAUGACGUUAAUGGUCGCCGCACUGGCUACAAAGCGGCCACUACUACUCUCGACGAUAACGGCAAAGUAAGCAGCUAUAGUCUUCAUACAUAAAUCCGAGUUGUUUACAACAGAACUUAUUCUUAACUUUUAAGUUUAAAGAUUUUAGUGCUAUUAAUAAACUUGUGAGAGAAAUUGAUGUUUAAAAAAAA
Molecule: messenger RNA, 2038 nt
Organism: Glossina fuscipes
Lineage: Eukaryota; Metazoa; Arthropoda; Insecta; Diptera; Glossinidae
Product: mucin-19
Exons: 7
Coding region: 117-1940 (607 amino acids)
Source: RefSeq, a predicted model, not a curated record